Ooceraea biroi (clonal raider ant) is the source of this 2572-nucleotide messenger RNA. RefSeq names its product odorant receptor 4. Gene Ontology annotation, cellular component: plasma membrane. Gene Ontology annotation, molecular function: olfactory receptor activity; odorant binding. Gene Ontology annotation, biological process: sensory perception of smell; detection of chemical stimulus involved in sensory perception of smell. Lineage: Eukaryota; Metazoa; Arthropoda; Insecta; Hymenoptera; Formicidae. The record is from RefSeq and is a predicted model, not a curated record.
AAAUAGACACUGAAUAACGCCUCGGAUGAAGAAUUCGAGGUUCAAUGUAGAACUAAAAUUUCUACUCGGGUACUGUUUUCAAUGGAGAAGUGAACUUUACGAAUGCACGAAGUGAACUGAAACGCAUGAAAUUCUUGCGUUAAAGAAAAGGUGAACUACGCAUGCGUGGGUUUCGAUCAAGAUAUUAUUUUACGAAUUUUUUCUCGGGAAAGUCCACAGAUGUUGAAUUCCCUUCAACGUAAUAUUGAUCGCGUAAUCAUUGUCUCCCUCUCGGGGUAGGGGUCCUGCGAGUAUCUAUCACGCUAUGUGCUACCUCCUACUCCGUUUAUACAUACUUACAUAAUUUCCGUUGGCGAAAAAUUGACACAAUUGUAUAUAAUGUUACAUGAAUAUAUAAUACGCAAUUGUUUCUUUGAGAGAUAGAGUUUCAAACAUUGUCACAGAAUGUUUUAUAGUCCACCGAAACUCCAUAAACUGAGGAUAGUUUGUAAAAUGAAGAUCUCUGUCAAGGAACGAUAUUUUAGCUUCAAUCGAAUUACACUACUCAUUGUUGGCUUAUGGCCUUAUCAACAAUCAGGGCUUGCUCGAUUUCCGACAACACUCUGUCUUAGUAUUUUGAUAAGCUUUGUCGCAUUAAUGCUUUCAAGACUUUGUUUUGUAGAAUACUCCUUUGAAUUUACUAUUAAUUUGCUUUGUGCGUCAACAUAUUUUACUUUUUUCGUGAUUAAGUAUAUCUCCUUUUGGCUUAACAAAGAAGCUAUAAGAUAUCUCUUGGAGCAAUUUCAAUACAUCUACAAUGGGCUAAAUGAUGAGAACGAAAUUGCUAUCUAUGAAAAAUACGGAAACAUUGGAAAACGAAUAACGAUUGGCCUUAUAAUAGUUGCAGUAUGCAAUCAGUCUGUUCUUAUUGCAAUACAAUGUUGGCCGUACAUUUUUGAUGUAAUUCUGCCCAAAAACGGGACCUAUGCGGGCCGCUUGUUAGCAGUUGUGAGCAAAUACUUCGCGGUACAAGAAAAAUAUUCUUAUUUACUUCUUCUGCAUCUAAACAUCACUAGUACUGUAGGAUCACUUGUAUUCUUAGCAAUAGGAGCAAUGCUGUUAUCAUAUGAGAAACAUAUCUGUGGAAUACUCAGAAUUGCUAGCUACCGUUUUGAACAAGCGAUAAUGACUACAACGUUGCAAAGUAUUACCUUAAAAAAUAAAACUACUAUUUACAAGGAGUUAAUCUGUGCCAUAGACAUUCAUCGCAAAGCUACAGAGUUUGCCAAAUUCCUUGUGAGUAGCAUGGAUCGAUCACUUUUCGUUGUAAUAAUGGUUACUGUGCUUUGCGUGAGUUUCAAUCUUUAUGGAAUAUUUCACAUUGAAUCAGAUAAGCAAGAAAUAGAAGAAACAUUGGUACAUCUUAUUCUUGUAUGUUUCGUUUUUGCAUACAUGUUCUUAGCCAACUAUGCCGGACAGGAAAUUAUGGAUUAUAAUAAUUGUGUAUUUCUUACCGUGUACAAUGCUCCAUGGUACCUAGCCCCAUUACAGAUACAGAAGUUGAUCUUGAUUGUAUUACAAAGAAGUAACAAGGCUUUCACGUUGAGUAUCGGUGGAUUAUUCAUAAUAUCUUUAGAAUGCUUUGCUUCGCUAGCAAGUACAUCAAUAUCUUACUUCACUCUCAUGCUAUCUUUCUAAUAAUUACAAAAAUAUAACAUCCAAUAAUAUCAUAUAUUAGAAUAGAUAGAUAUAAAACUGAGUGAAAAUAUCGACGUUUUCUUCUACUAACUUAAACAGCUGAAAAGUUAAUAAUAAUACGUUGAUAAUAUUUUUCUUUCAAAAACGUACUGUUAUGUAUAAAGUAAGCGAAAACAAACGUUAGUUGACUCAUAGAUACAAUCAGUUAUGCUAACAAAAUCAGGCCUGAAGUAUUUCUCAUAUUUCAACGUAUCGACUGUACCAUUCGAAGAAAGUUUGUUGAUUUUAAUAUGUCAAUCGCAUUGUUGAAAUAUGUAUGACAAAUUUAGUAUUAUAAUAAAAUAAUCAAUAAUAAAAAUUUCAUUAGUUUUUACGUAUGCAGUUCAUACAACUCAAUUCAUUUCAUCUAAGAAAGGAUGUAAUGAUUAAUAACUGAAAUAUUAUAAUAUUUUAAAUAUUAAGUAUGUUAAUAAGUUAUUUAAAUAAGUAAGUAAGUUAUAUAUUAAAUUCAGUAAUGAUGCGUACAAAGAUAUUAUUAAACUAAGAAAGAAGUAUGUUAUUAAAACACUAUUUAUUUUGACAUUGUUUACUCUAUAUAAUUAAGAUGCAAAAACGUAGGAAUUACUAGCAUAACAUAUUAAGAUGAUUAAGAACAAUAAAUUUAGAUUCUUCUGUAUUAAAUGUCGGAUGUACUUAAGAGAAGUGAUAUCUGCCGAAAAUUUCGGUAAAUAUUCAGUUUAAGAUGGCAGCUCCAAUGACUUUUACUUUCACAUAUGUCGUGAAAGUGUUAAAGUCAUCUUACAGAGUAUAAAAAGUUUCAGCCGUCGCUCGUUCUCUAUUAAAAAGUUAGUAACAAAAGAAUUGUAAUAAAUAAAACGUUAUUUUCUAAUUAUUA